Molecule: messenger RNA, 1753 nt
Organism: Manihot esculenta (cassava)
Lineage: Eukaryota; Viridiplantae; Streptophyta; Magnoliopsida; Malpighiales; Euphorbiaceae
Product: heparan-alpha-glucosaminide N-acetyltransferase
Exons: 13
Coding region: 139-1545 (468 amino acids)
Source: RefSeq, a predicted model, not a curated record
AUUCUAUUUCUUAUCCCAGGCCCAUGUGGCGUAUAAACGAGAACCAUGAGGCGAUUUUUAGUUUUUUAAGUGUUUUCAGAGAAGAGAGCUGCUUUCUUUGCUUUGCUUGUUGCACUCUGCUGCUAGGACUCGAAGAAAAUGGCUGAGAUUAAGGCAGAUGCUACUCAUGAGCACCGUCUGAUAGUAGCCGAAGCUGAUAUUUCUCAUCAAAAACUCCACAAGCCAGGGCGUGUCGCUUCACUUGACAUCUUUCGAGGCCUCACGUUCGCGUUAAUGAUUUUGGUUGAUGAUGCUGGAGGAGAAUGGCCAAUGAUUGGACAUGCACCAUGGAAUGGUUGCAAUCUGGCUGAUUUUGUUAUGCCAUUCUUUCUAUUUAUUGUUGGGAUGGCAAUUCCUCUGGCUCUAAAGAGAAUAAUAAACAGGGGUCAAGCUGUCAAGAAAGUGAUUUUCAGAACUCUAAAACUCCUCUUUUGGGGUGUCCUAUUACAGGGAGGUUUUUCUCAUGCUCCUGACAAACUGACUUAUGGUGUUGACAUGAAGGAAGUAAGGUGGUGUGGCAUCCUCCAGAGAAUUGCUUUUGCUUACCUAAUAAUGGCGCUGGUGGAAAUCUUUACAAAAGAAGACACAAAACCUAAGGAUCUGCCACCUGGCCAGUUCUCUAUGUUCAGGUUAUAUUGUUGGCAUUGGCUGGUAGGAGCAUGUAUACUUGUUAUUUACUUGUCUGUAAUUUACGGGACAUAUGUCCCUGAUUGGCAGUUUACCAUAAAUAAUAGAGAAAGUGCUGAUUACGGGAAGAUUUUCAAUGUAGCCUGCAAUGUUAGAGGAAAACUGGAUCCUCCUUGUAAUGCAGUUGGGUAUGUUGACAGAAAAAUCCUAGGAAUUGCCCACAUGUAUCAUCGUCCAGCUUGGAGGAGAUCUAAGGCCUGCACGGAGAAUUCCCCAUAUGAGGGUCCUUUCCAAAUUGAUGCUCCGUCAUGGUGCCAUGCACCUUUUGAACCUGAAGGAAUUCUAAGUUCAAUCUCUUCUGUUCUCUCUACUGUCAUUGGAGUUCAUUUUGGACAUGUGCUUGUGCAGUUGAAGGCUGAUUCCAGUAGGCUAAAGCAUUGGACAUUGGUGGGAGUUGCUCUUCUUGUCUUGGGGUUUGUUCUUCACUUCACACAUGCUGUUCCCUUAAAUAAACAGCUGUAUACUUUUAGCUAUGUUUGUGUAACAUCUGGAGCUGCAGCCUUGGUGUUUUCUGCUAUCUAUGUUCUGGUUGAUAUUUGGGGUUUGAAGUUCAUUUUUCUGCCAUUUGAAUGGAUUGGCAUGAAUGCGAUGCUUGUUUAUGUUAUGGCUGCUGCAGGCAUCUUUGCUGGCUUUAUUAAUGGCUGGUAUUAUGAUGAUCCCCAUAACACAUUGAUAUAUUGGAUUAAAAAGCAUAUUUUCAUUGGAGUUUGGCACUCUCAAAGGGUAGGUAUUCUACUAUACGUUAUUUUCGCGGAGAUUCUCUUCUGGGGUAUCGUUGCAGGCGCAUUGCACAGCCAAGGAAUUUAUUGGAAGCUUUAAGGACUCAUCUGAAUCUGAUGUAUAUUUUGUCUAAGUGGUGCGGGUCCUGUGGAUUGUGUAUGAUUAGCCGCUUUGUGUAUUGUGUGCCUUUUUAGUCGCAUUAUAAAUUUGUAUGGCCAAUAUCGUUGUAGCUUAUAUUCCAUUCUAUCGACUUCUAUUUAACACUUCUCUGUAUAAAUUGAUAAAUUUCUUCAUAGUUGCAAGCAAA